AUGGACACUUCUCGGACAAUUUCAGAGCUGAAAUCCUCCUUCGUACGAACUCAGGUACGGAUACUAUCGGCCGCGCUUGAACCUCAAGAAGGCUGGAGAGCCUAUGGAGUCCCAUCAGAUGAAGGUGAUCUGAGUGACAAAGCGGUCGAGGAAGCAUUGCAGAAAUUGCAUUCUGUUUUGAAACAACAUAAUCGCGUAGUCUACUCAUCUCAAGCCAUCCACCAUGUUGCGCGACAGAUUGAAAGCCUCUACUGGAACUCGGUUCAUGAGGAUCUGCAUGGUCUAGGCUAUCAUGGGAAAGGGGUCGAGCAGGGAACUGAUCUCUCAAACCAUUUGAAUAUAUCGAAGCUCCCACUCGAGUGGGAGAGUGAAUCUGCUGAUGAAGAGGGAAGACAGAGAUACCAGCAGCUACGCACUCGCCUCGUCGAGCUAGACGAACAGCGUCAGCAACAGCAACGGCGGCUUGCGGAGUACAAAAGGCUGCAGGCGCUCCUUGAGCCGUUCAAGGACCCGCAAAGCAACAUCCAACCGAACUUGGUAACCAGAGAUGGCGAGCUUGGAAAGGAGCUCGACAGGAUGAGGAUGUUGGUAGCUCGAGUUGCCGGUCGUGUCAGUCAAAGUAAAAGUCUCCGUCAGGAGGACACGGGCAAUGCUACCUAUCUAGAUACUGAGCAGAAGCUGUCAGCGCUUCUGGAUAUGACUUGA
Paecilomyces variotii is the source of this 705-nucleotide messenger RNA. RefSeq names its product kinetochore Sim4 complex subunit Fta4. The transcript has 4 exons. The record is from RefSeq and is a predicted model, not a curated record. The coding region runs from base 1 to 705 and encodes 234 amino acids. NCBI's taxonomy places the organism in Eukaryota, Fungi, Ascomycota, Eurotiomycetes, Eurotiales, Thermoascaceae. Gene Ontology annotation, cellular component: Mis6-Sim4 complex.